Molecule: messenger RNA, 3339 nt
Organism: Corythoichthys intestinalis (scribbled pipefish)
Lineage: Eukaryota; Metazoa; Chordata; Actinopteri; Syngnathiformes; Syngnathidae
Product: gastrula zinc finger protein XlCGF57.1-like
Exons: 4
Coding region: 437-2089 (550 amino acids)
Biological process (GO): regulation of transcription by RNA polymerase II
Cellular component (GO): chromatin; PcG protein complex; nucleoplasm
Molecular function (GO): DNA-binding transcription repressor activity, RNA polymerase II-specific; RNA polymerase II cis-regulatory region sequence-specific DNA binding
Source: RefSeq, a predicted model, not a curated record
CGUACGUCAUGACGUAGAGGAUGUGAGCGGCUGGAGUAGCCGUCUGAUUGCUUUGGAAAAGUGGUGGUUUAAUUAGACAAUCCACUAAACCCCACGACGCAAAGUAAUCGACUGAAAGGUGGCAGAUAUUUUUGGACAAGAGUCCGUUCAAUCUCGCUACUGCUUGGAGUCGUUUGGGUGCACGUUGAAACGUCGAGGCCUGCUUUGUUAGCCUAGCAUACUAUAGCAGCUAACAAAGAGAAACAACGUGCUUGGGAUAAACACGUCGCCCAGCAAGCAAACAUCAAGUCCCAAAAUGUCAGGAAUCGCAGCCUAGUAAACGAACCCAAACACCUUCCUGACAAUCGUUAACAUUGAUUAAUCAAAAUGGUGAAGGCAUGUGUGGCGGUUGGUUGCAGUAACAGAGAAGCCGUUAGACAGCGGCGAAAACAUCAGUAUGAUGCCAACACGAUCGCAACAUCAUCAGACGGAGAAGAUGAAGCUCGUCGGGGCUGUCGCGCAGCAAGAAGGUUUCAGAAAAUAUCCUGAUGCUGAGCCAGAAUCUCUUGGCAUUAAAGAGGAUGUGGAGCUCCCUCAAAUCAAAGAGGAGGAGGAGCCUGAGCCCUGUCAACAGAAGGAGAGAGAAGAGCACCUUCCAAUCAAAAAGGAGGAGGAGGAGCUGCUAUAUGGUAAAGAGGAGGUAGACGAGGUGCAUAUCACCAGGUUGACUGGUGAGCCCUUGAAGAGUGAAGAUGGUCCGAGUGAAGGCAGCAGAGGGGCGGAGCCUCCAAGCGAGGGGAGUAGCAGCAGUUCAACAGAAGGAUUGCAAGCAAACAUUGACAUUGCUCCAUCAGACAGAGAUGGCGCCAAGUCACUCUUACCUUACAGUAAUGAUGGUCAUAAGACAUCUCACGGUGACGACAAAUUCUGGAAAUGCUCUCAGUGUGGAAAAACCUUUGCUAAUAAGUAUAAUUGUCAGAGGCAUAUGAGGAGCCACACUGGUAAAAAGCCUUUUUCCUGCUCAGUUUGUGGUCAAGGAUUUUCUCUUAAGCAAAAUUUACAAAGUCACGAAAGAACCCACACUGGCGAAAAACCUUUUUCCUGCUCAGUUUGUGAUCAAAGAUUUGCUCUGAAGCAAAGCUUAAAACGACACACAAGAACCCACUCUGGCGAAAAAUCUUUUUCCUGCUCAGUUUGCGAUCAAAGAUUCAGCCACAAGAACACCUUAAAACGACACACAAGAACCCACACUGGCGAAAAAUCUUUUUCCUGCUCAGUUUGUGAUCAAAGAUUCAGCCACAAGAACACCUUAAAACGACACACAAGAACCCACACUGGCGAAAAACCUUUUUCCUGCUCAGUUUGUGAUCAAAGAUUCAGCCUCAAGAACACCUUAAAACAACAUACAACAACCCACACUGGCGAAAAACCUUUUUCCUGCUUGAUUUGUGAUCAAAGAUUUGCUCUGAAGCAACGCUUAAAACAACACACAAGAACCCACACUGGCGAAAAACCUUUUUCCUGCUCAGUUUGUGGUCAAAGAUUCACUCUAAAGCAACACUUAACACGACACACAAAAACACAUGCUGGCGAAAGACUUUUUUCUUGCUCAGUUUGUGGAAAGAGUUUUGUUCAUAAGGGGUACUUAACAAAACACACGAGAAUCCACACUGGAUAUAAACCUUUUUCCUGCUCAGUUUGUGGAAAAUGUUUUAUUCACUCGGGAGAAUUAACAUCACAUACAAAAACCCACACUGGUGAAAAACCUUUUUCCUGCUCAGUUUGCGAUCAAAGAUUUACUCGGAAGCAAACCUUAAAACAACACACAAGAACCCACACUGGCGAAAAACCCUUUUCCUGCUCAGUUUGUGAUCAAAGAUUUGCUCAAAAGCAAACCUUAAAAAAACAUACAAGAACCCACACUGGUGAAAAACCUUUUUCCUGCUCAGUUUGUGGUCAAGGAUUUGCACAAAGAGAAACCUUACAAACUCACCAAAGAACCCACACGGGUGAAAAACCUUUUUCCUGCUCUGUUUGUGGUCAAAGAUCCGCUCGGACGGAUCGGAUAAAGAGACACGUGUGUGUUGGUGUGGGAAGCAGUGGCAAAUGACUGUAUUGCCUGUAAUCCAUGCUGGCUUCAUGAGAUUUUGACCGCCGGACGAUUGUAUUCCAUUGAACUUUCUCAAAUCCUGUUGAGGAUUGUCACUUUUGGUGCCUUGCUUUGUCCAAUCGUUGUAUGAUGUGCAUCCUCCCUAUUGCCAAAACCUCACCUGAUUGAACUCUCUCAAGUUAAGUAGCAUUUUUGUAUAUAAUACUCACCCUUUUAAACGAUACUUUUCACAUUUAUUAUUUGAAACGGCAGACCCCAAAUUCCAAAAAUUCAAAAUCAUUCAUAAAUAAUGUCAUUAAAUAAAUAUGCAAAAUAGAAUAUAUUGUUCAAUGUUGCAAAAUAAUAAAGACAUUUUGGCUCAUAAAUUAGUUUUUUGUUGUGGGAUUAAUGUUUCCUUUUUAACAAUUACUAUUGGAUUCCUACUUGUGAUUGACAGAGGCUUGUUACAACAGAGUAUGAGGGCCUAAUAAAGAAAAACUAUUGGGGAGGAUAAAAAAGUUUUGGUAUAUCAUUUUUGUUAAAAAAAAAUAUAUAUAUCUCCUGUAAUACACAAAACUACUGCGACUACUACUAUAAUUUUAGAGACGAAAUUUAUGUUGAAAAUGUUUUUGUUUGUGAAUAACAUGGUCACCACCUGACACCUUCCUUGCAACAAGGGUCACGUUGAAUAAGGCGCUAUUGGAACGGAAAACUUCACUGUUGACAGAGGAGGUGUUACCAUGGCGCAAAAAUGAUUUCUUACUAUACAGAAACAGUGACAUUUUCAAAAAUUCAGUUGAAGGUCGAAAAUGAAGAUGAUUAUGAUGAUAGUUCUGUAAUAGUGCCCAAUGAGGAAAAGUUAGUUGCAGAUUUAGACUGUGGAGUCCAGAAAGGAAAUCAAUAUUUGUUGUCUUCAAAUAAGUAGGAUAAAUUUUUUUUAGCUAUGACAUUAUUUGUGGUUGCUGUUGAGCUUCCACCGUGCAGAGCGCUGUUGGUUGUCUGUGUUCAAAUUUAUUUUAAUGUUUUGAAAAGGGGGUAUUAAUCCAAGGAUUAUUGGACCUUUUAGUUUUCAAAUGUGUUUGUGUAUGAUUGCACCGUCUAGCAGUCUAUGUAGUAGCCUUGUAUGUAAACUAUCCGGCAUUCAUGUGCACGCCUUGUGUGGAGAAACAUACAAAUUUGGACCAAAACGGCUGUUUUGGGAUGGGGAAAAACUAAAACAUAUUCUCAGUUUCCAGCAACCCUGUACCAGCCCCCGGCGAUGAAAAUCUCAU